This is a messenger RNA of Protopolystoma xenopodis, 426 nucleotides long. NCBI's taxonomy places the organism in Eukaryota, Metazoa, Platyhelminthes, Monogenea, Polystomatidea, Polystomatidae. The record is from the annotation of a GenBank genome assembly.
AUGACUGAGCUCAUGUUGCACGGCAGCCACGACGUGGCGUUUUGUGAGCAGACGAGACGCAAAAAAACGUGCUCCGGGCUCACCUCGACGUGGACAGAGGUCGAGACGCGUUUCUGCUUGACUCGAUCGAGCCCUGGCCACCUGAUUGGCAGAUCAAGGGGACUGUGGCGUGUGUGUGCUAAGCCACCGACGGAGCACGCUGGUAGCGCAAGUACUUUGGGGUGCACUGGGCGAGCGAAGCAGAGACACCCGGGCCAGUCGACCAAUCGGGCCAGGCCUCCAGUUGGGCUGAGUCACCCCGAGGGGAAUGGCACUCGGCUGGGCUGCCGUCUGAACGGCGUUAAAUCUCGGCCCUUGCCUCUCAGGCCCCACCGUUUGAAUGCCUCUAGUCCCCCUACUGACAGCCUACUUAUAUCACACUGGUGA